AUGGCGGAUAUUCAGGUGCUGCAUGCAUAUCGUCAUCUUUACCGUCACGGCCUUCGCGCCAUCCAGUUCUCCAAGCCAGCCCGCUUUGUUUUACGAGAUCGCCUCAGGGCUGCAUUCCGCGAAAAAGGCGCGCAGCUCGACCAGGCCGGUGUAGCAAAGACUCUGCAGUUCUUUGAAGCGGCACAAGGGUCCCGGGGUUUAGAGCACAAAGUUCUGAAAAAUCUUCUAUUCGUUGCGUUCCACCGUUACGAGGGUAGAGGCAUGAAAACGACGACUAUUGAGAAUUUCAAGAUCCGUCCUUUGAAUCGAGAAUUCAGAGCAACAGCUUACAAGCACUACGACAUGACAAUAGCUAUGCUAAACAAGUCUAUGGGACUUUGUUUGAGAGGAUGA
This is a messenger RNA of Pestalotiopsis fici W106-1, 393 nucleotides long. RefSeq lists its product as uncharacterized. The coding region runs from base 1 to 393 and encodes 130 amino acids. The transcript has 2 exons. NCBI's taxonomy places the organism in Eukaryota, Fungi, Ascomycota, Sordariomycetes, Amphisphaeriales, Sporocadaceae. The record is from RefSeq and is a predicted model, not a curated record.